UCUCAAAUCAAAGAUUGUCUUCAACCUCUUCAAGCAUAUGUCUCAUAUUUAAAGUCUCCUCAUUCCUUACUUGUGAUCUUUCCAAUCUUCUGUCCAUCAAAUUCUUUUCUUUCUAUCUCCUUCAUUCAAUCACUCAACUUUCUCAUCCCUCUAGCAAUUGUCAUAGUAGCAAAACAGUUCCUCCCCCCAAAAAACUUAUAUUGUCUUUAAUUUGUUUCUUCAAAGUCGGUAUCUAUAAACAAAAGUUCACCAAACCAUCCUCCAAAACCACCAGUCUAUAGACCCUAUGGAGGGAGAGAAUAACAUCAACAAUCUUCGUGUUGCCUCAUUUUCUUGUUACCUCAACACUCCAGAUGAAACUAUUCUCCGUAAGCUUACAGGUGCAAUUCAUCAAGAUCCUCAUUCAACACAAGAGCCCCCGUUUCGACCAAUAAGCUCAGGAAGAACUAAGACCUUAACCACAAAUCCAACUUCCAAUACCAAUCUCUUACACUCCAUGAAUAGUGAAGACAACUUCACUAAUCUUCGCGUCGCCUCUUUUUCUUCUUAUCUCAACACUACAGAAGACAACUUUGUGUUCAAAAUUCCUGGGGUUGUUCAUGAUCCUACUGCAAUAAUAUCAUCCCAAGAGACUCCAUGUCCAAUAGGGUUGGGAAGAACUAAAACCAAAGAGGGUGAAAUUAGUAUCUUUGGCGCUGAUAAGUACUUCAACAUGAAGAUGGAAUAUGACAGCAGGAAUAAGUAUGGUCAAAAGAAGGAGGGGUAUACAGAUCUGAACCAUUUGAAACCAAAUUUCAAGUUGGGCACUGUAAGUGUUAGUUCUGAAGGAAGCAGCUUAAACAGCCAAACAGCUUUGUUGUCAAAUCUCCAUAGAAACCCAUCUCAAUCAAAGGAAAAAAGGGUAUUUGGAAGGAAGUUCUUCAACAGUUUUGGUUGCAACGGGCGUUGUUCGGACAAGAAAGACGUUUACAUCAGUGUUGAACAUGGAAUACUUCAUGGAAGAAAACAGUCCCAACCAGGAUUGAAAACUGGAGAGCAGUUAGCAUUUCCGAUUCGCAGUCCCGUGAUGGAGAAUUCGACAGUGAAAAACCAGUUUAAAGAAGAUCAGAAUGAUGAGGAAGAGGAAGAUCAGCGAAGAUCAAUCGAGGUGUUUGGGUCCGAUACAAGGACAAAGAGGGACAUAGCAUCAAAUCUGGAGAGGAAACUGUCCGUGCUAACUUGGGAUGCCAUUCCAAAAGCACAGAACCUUCCAACAACCAGUUUUGGAAGUACCACUGUCUGUGAUGAUAUGGCCAGUGAUGCAAGUUCUGAUCUAUUCGAGAUCGAGAACAUCUCAGGCACCACUGUAUACCCAUUGUUAACAAGGCAGGCAUCAGACAGGUCCAGUUGUACGAGUCCCACGACUCAGUACGCACCUAGCGAGGCGAGCAUUCAGUGGAGCGUUGUCACAGCCAGUGCAGCAGAUUUCUCUGCUGCUUCUGAUUUUGAGAACGUUGAAAGGGAUACGGUCAAUAAAUCUGUGAGACCCCAAAAUAAUGUGGGCAAAGAUGGUGAAAAAGGACGUUCUGGAGGUUUACUGAGUUGUAGGAGCUACAAAGCAGUGAGAGUUGCUGAAACCGCAUAUAAGAUCACUGAGAAACCGAAACAAGAAGCACUGGAUUCAUCGUUUUCGUUUCGGAAAUUACAAGGUGAUCAGAUUAGGGUGAAAGAUGUUGAAUCCCCAAGGAUACUGAAUUCAUUGGAAUCAAGAGGACUGUUCCCAUAGCAGUUUGUUAGGACACUAAGCAUUAAGGGGCUGGUACAGCACUGGAGGGAAGUGUUUGAAAAUCAUUGUCAAGUUUUUGUGUUUCUUGUAAAUUUUACUUUAAUCUUCUCUCCUUAGGUGUGUGUAUUGUAAUCAAAUAAGAAGUUUACAAAGGUAUUUGUCCUUUAUAAUCAUAUAAUAUAACUUUCUCC
Messenger RNA from Ilex paraguariensis (yerba mate), 1956 nucleotides. The record is from the annotation of a GenBank genome assembly. Lineage: Eukaryota; Viridiplantae; Streptophyta; Magnoliopsida; Aquifoliales; Aquifoliaceae.